AUGCCAAAAGAUUACGAGAAAGAUAUUGGCAAUCAAGAUAGUGAGCAGUGGCAGGAUAUUAGAAAUGCAAGUAAAAAAUACUACCCUGAGGUGAAAGGAUAUUCUCCCGAAGAAAAUUCGGCAAGGUAUAGGGCUCAGACUGACAUGAGGAAUGGAGCUAGAGGAUAUUAUUCUGAUAUAAGUCAUAUGACUCCUAACAUAAUGGUGAAAAGUAGAGACUCAGGAUUGGAUCAUGGAUAUCACUCUAGAGGAGUAGCAAGGUCUCCUCCUCCAAGAAUCUCACACGAAGAUGCAGAUCUGAGCGAUGCCAUGAUGUUUUUGAACAAAAUCAAGGAAGAGUACAUAAAUGACAUGGUAACCUAUGAUAACUUUUUGGAAACAAUGAGAGAUUUCAAGUUUGGAAAGAUUGAUGCUGAAGAGGUUUGUAGGGCUGUUAGGGUCCUAUUUAGAGACAAGGCUCAUCUUAUAGAAACAUUUAAUGAUUACUUGCCUGCCCAUUUGAAGUUUUAUGGGAAUUCUUCUUCUGGAAUUGAUUCAGUGCCUCAAUUACCUGGCAGACAAGCAUCAUCCAUAGGGUCUCCUUCGCAAUAUAGGGGGAGCCCAUAUGAACCUGGUGGAAGAAUGCCUAAACCUCAACUAGGGAUGAAUCCACUACCACAUAUAAAUCCUCAUUAUGGGGUUCAUCAAAGUUAUGCAACCCAACCCCCUAUUAUGCAUUCGUCUGUGAAGGUAACAAGUCAAGGCGGGAAGUAUAUGGCCUACGAUCAGAAAAGAAGUGAGGAUUUUGAAAGAAUGAAGGCAAGACAGGCACAAGAUUUUAUUCAAAGGGUCAAAAAGCGAUAUUCACACAAUCCUAGUGUUUAUAGGUCUUUUGUAGAGAUUCUUCAGUCACAUCAAGUGAAAAAUGGGUUGUUUGAGAAAAUGAAGGCUGAGGUGAACAGUCUAUUAUGGGAAAGCCCUGAUUUAUGUGAGGAUUUUGAAAGAAAUUUUGUACCAGCAAGAAGGUACAUGAUACAUGAUGAAAAAAAUAUUCUUCAAAGGAUCAAGGAACUUUUGAAAAGCAAGGAUCUUCUUGAUGACUUUCUAAAGUGUAUCAACUACUUCAAUCAAAAGUUCAUUAAUGAGAAGGAUCUUCUGGAUCUAAUAUCACCUCUUCUAAAGGAUGAAGAGCUCAUAAAAGGGCUCAAAUCUUUUAUCAAUUACAAGGAGCCCUUGAGAGAGACACCAAGGAGUCUUGAAAAAUAUAGAAAGGAGGGGUCUUAUAGAAUUCUUCCCGAGGAGUUAAGAAGUGAAAGGCAAGACCCUAUAUCCAGAGAGGUACUGAAUUUCACAUGCAUAGGAUGUCCAACUUUCGAGUCCGAAGAUUCAAAUUACGUAUUUCUGAAACGCAAUGUACAUGAGGAAGCACUAUUUAGAAUUGAGGACGAGAGGUCUGAGGCGGAUUUGGCAAUUGAAAGAAUUCAAUAUUUCAUAAACUCCUUAGAGCAAAUAAUCAGUCUCAACAAAGACUCUGAAAUUAGCAUGAGAGAUAUAAAGAUGUCGUCGGGUAUCAUAAAGGAAAUUUUAAAGAGCAUUUACGAUAAAUCUGCACCAGAAAUACUUGAAGGGAUUCUGAUGAAGCCUCACAUAGCCAUACCAAUUGUAAUUAAAAGACUUUAUAUGGUGAACAAGAAGCUUAGACUUUGCAUGAGAGAAAAGAGAAAGAUAUGGAGAGAAGUCAUGGAAAGAAAUUAUCACAAGGCACUGGAUGUUGUAGGGCCAUCCCAUAAGUCUUCCGAAAAAACUAUUUUCACUACAAAGAAUAUCGUGGAGACUGGGGAAAAAGGACUAAAAGCUUCAAUAGAUGACCGGGAUGUUGUCACUGACGUUAUGGAUCUUUGCAAAGCAUACAUAAAAGCCAAUCAGACAGAUGGCAAGAAAGCGCUUGUGUCUAACAUGAAUUCAGUUUUGGAGUCCAUCUUCAAGAAACUUGAGAUGAAUGAGUUUACCAUUGUUUCGGAUUUCCCUCUUCUCUGCAUUUUUAGGUUUGUUAUUAUAGUGUACGAAAGGCUUUUAGAAAUUAAGAAAAUGGAUCCAAUCAAUUCUAAGCUAGAACAGCCUAAUACCUCCAAGUAUCUUGAAGUGAAGAACUUAUGUAUCGAGUUCAUGAAAAAGAAUAUUGAUGGACAUACUUUUGAGGAUAAAAUUAGAGAACUUACUGAUUGUAAAGGAUUUAAGCUUUACAACAUAAAGAAAAUGAUUUCCAAAAUAGAAAAGCAAAUCAUAAUUCUGAUUGAAAAUAAGCAAUCGUUUGACUCUCUUCAUGGAACAAGUGAAUUUGACUCUGGAGAGACACUUUAUUACUUCAAAAAGAUUAAGGAUGAUAUUGAGAUUGGGGUUAUAGAGCCCGAAGAAGACGAAAUGUGGGACGAAUAUAUUGAAAAAUUCGAAACACUGGCACCUUGCGAGGAAAUACCAAUCUCGAAUGCUCCUUUCCUUCCAAGAACUUGUAAGAAGCCUCCAAUAACAGGAUAUUUGAAACAAGAUCUGAAAAUACAAUUGAAUCCUAUGACUUACAAAAUUAAGUACAUCACCGAGACAGAGUCUCUUUAUAUGAGUCCCAGGAUUUCUCCAAAAAGAAAAUAG
Molecule: messenger RNA, 2625 nt
Organism: Encephalitozoon romaleae SJ-2008
Lineage: Eukaryota; Fungi; Microsporidia; Unikaryonidae
Product: histone deacetylase complex protein Sin3
Exons: 1
Coding region: 1-2625 (874 amino acids)
Biological process (GO): regulation of DNA-templated transcription
Molecular function (GO): transcription corepressor activity
Source: RefSeq, a predicted model, not a curated record